AUGUCUGUGGGCGAACGGGGGCGUGUGGAGACGGCAGUAGCCGGCAACUUGGGGGGUCAGAUGCAUCGAGAAGCAGCUAUGGUUUUGCCUACAACAUUUUUAAUGCGAAAAAACAAUUCACGCGAUAUGUGUGCCAAUAUAUGCAAGAUUUUUAAGUCUGGCGAGUAUCUUCAGCCGUCGCAAGGGAUGCCAAAGUUUAGCAGCGGUGGGAAGUGUCCAGAGGCUAUGGAUGAACAUUUUCAGACGGCCAGCCAGGCACAAAAGCACCGUGUGGCGGCUCUUCGUCUAGAGUCUGUCGGACUGGACCGAGUUCUUGUGACAGAAAUCACAAACUUUCAACGUGUAGGGAAUGAACAAAUUUGCCAUCACUCAGCAGCCGAUUUAUCCGGUCUAUAG
This is a messenger RNA of Protopolystoma xenopodis, 396 nucleotides long. The record is from the annotation of a GenBank genome assembly. NCBI's taxonomy places the organism in Eukaryota, Metazoa, Platyhelminthes, Monogenea, Polystomatidea, Polystomatidae.